This is a messenger RNA of Centruroides sculpturatus (bark scorpion), 772 nucleotides long. RefSeq lists its product as uncharacterized. The coding region runs from base 121 to 588 and encodes 155 amino acids. The record is from RefSeq and is a predicted model, not a curated record. Lineage: Eukaryota; Metazoa; Arthropoda; Arachnida; Scorpiones; Buthidae. The transcript has 2 exons.
AUUAGACAUGCGCGUGGUAAGGAGUGAAAUCUACAACAGUAGUCGAUCAGCUGUUUUGCUCGAAUGUUGCUUCGAAUUUUGGCCAGAACCGAUACAAGUCACAUUAAUACGCGAUAAAAAAUGAAAGCCAGAACUAUAUUUGGACCGCUUACAAGAUUAAGAUUAUUUUGGAAUGAAAAUAUUUUAAUCAAUAGAAAAAAACCUCUAGCUUCUGAGGUUCUGUCAUGUCAUUUACUUAAUAGAAAAAAACCUCAUUGGACUUCUUAUUUUGUUAAGUAUAACAGUGUUAUCAACGACCAAUUUAGUCUUUCUCACUUUAACUGGAAGGUCGAAGAUGCUAAUUAUCAUAUACUGAGAACUGGUUGUUAUCCAUAUAUUAAGUAUCAUUGCACGAAAAGGAAUUAUCAAGAUUUGUCUACUGAAAACACAUUUUUUAUGAUCUUAAAAUUGAUUAAUUUUGGUAUCCCAACCUUAGCUUAUGGAUUAGGAUCUGCACUAUUAAUAAAACAUAGUGAAGAUGUGAUUACACCUUGUGGCUCUGUUACACUUUAUUUUUUGAAUAAAGAGGAAGAAGCAUCAAUGUUUUGAUAUUUAAAACGUAUUUAUAAAAUAAAAAGUUAUUUUUUUUUAGAAUAUUUGAAGAGUAGAAAGUUAGCAGCUGUGUUUUCAAUAAAUAUGAUUGAAGUUUCUGCUUGGGUUAUUUCAUAAUGUAUUUAUAGUGAAAUAUUAAUCAUUUGCUUUUUGUCCUAUUAUUUUCACUAAUCAUCUUAAU